Messenger RNA from Hyaena hyaena (striped hyena), 1247 nucleotides. RefSeq names its product SH3 domain-binding glutamic acid-rich protein-like. Gene Ontology annotation, cellular component: cytoplasm. NCBI's taxonomy places the organism in Eukaryota, Metazoa, Chordata, Mammalia, Carnivora, Hyaenidae. Bases 138 to 734 code for a protein of 198 amino acids. The record is from RefSeq and is a predicted model, not a curated record. The transcript is spliced from 8 exons.
GAGGAGCGGGGGCUCAGAGCGCGCUGGGCGGCCGCCGGCUCGCACCUGGCGCCCGCUGCCCGCUCGGCCGGCCGGGCUAGCUCCGCGUCCCCGCCCGGGGCUGUGUGUCGGGGGGAGUCCUCUUUCCGACUGUCAAAAUGGUUAUCAAAGUGUUUGUUGCCACUUCUUCGGGGUCCAUAGCGAUUAGGAAAAAGCAGCAAGAAGUAGUGGGCUUUUUGGAAGCUAAUAAGAUUGACUUCAAGGAAUUAGACAUCGCUGGAGAUGAAGAAAAUAGGAAGUGGAUGAGGGAGAAUGUUCCUGGAGAGAAGAAACCUCAAAACGGGAUCCCUUUGCCCCCCCAGAUCUUCAAUGAAGAGCAGUAUUGUGGGGAUUUUGACUCUUUCUUCUCUGCCAAAGAAGAAAAUAUUAUUUAUUCAUUUCUUGGCUUGGCUCCCCCUCCUGGGUCAAAGGUGACAAAAUCAUCCGAGGAAGCAUCUUCCCUUCCCAACGGCGAUGUAGCGGGAGAGGUGCAGGGCGCCACAGAGGCAACAGAGAAGGCUGAAGAAAGUGGAGAAAAUGAGGCACAAAAAGAAGAUAACGAGGAUUCGGGCAACCUUGCUGAGUCUUCAGAGAAGGAAGAAGAGGGAGAGACGGCAACGGAAGAGACGGAAGGAAUAACCGAAGAGGGAGCAGAAGGGGAAGCAGAGGAAGAGGAACCUGAAGAAAAAGAAGAAGCCGGAGAAGAAGAUUCUUAGGCCUUUUCAUGCUUCAUUUCUCCAACUUUUCCAGAACACUCAAGCCACGAAGCAGUACUUCAACCGUCUCCCCUCAAACCAACCUCAGCAAAAUGCUUUGGCGUGAAGCUAGCACCCCUCCCUCGGUACACCCGGGGUUCACUGAGGAAUUGUGUUAUCUGACAUGGGGAGACGUAUGCUGGUAUGUCUCCCUAAUCGUAUCAACGCGGAAUUCUCUGUGAGGACGACACACACGUACCUUCACGUGCCUGACAUCUUUGGCCUUUGCUUAUUUAUUUUCUCUUAUUUUAUUUUUUGCUCUGCAUGAAUAGAUCUUACUAAUACCCUGGGGGGGGAAAGGAUUUUGAAAAGUGAUUUCACAACAUACAGCUUCUCUUUGUGAUGUAAUCAAAGUGUUUCUUUGUAUGUGCCUUAUGCGACGUGUCCCAGAAUUCGCUGAACAUAAAGACCUUGGAGAAUAAAGAGCUUUCCAGAAAGCCGUCUUCCAAAUAAAGAUUAAUAGCAGACAUCUUG